UUACGUACAGGUAUGUCGGCCAGUCUCCGUGCGUCAGCCCGCUGCGGCUUCCCGGAUUAACCACUCCGGGGACCAGCGGGUGUCCGGACGGCUGUCUGUCCGCGUGUCGCUGCUGUCUGAGCGGGACUCUCCAUGUUGCAGAGCCGCUGGAGGAGAAGCUACAUGGAGGCUAGCCGCCUGACGGACUGACCCCGGAUCAGCCGCCGCUCGGCACUCAGGGGGACUGCGGCACUUCCCGCCGCCAUGCCAGCCGGAGUGUGUGGCUGCUGCGGGCCCCUCAGGCCCAGAUACAAGCGCCUGGUGGACAACAUCUUUCCAGAGGACCCCAAAGAUGGCCUCAGUAAAUCUGACAUGGAGAAGCUCACCUUCUACGCUGUGUCGGCUCCGGAGAAGCUGGACAGGAUCGGCGCCUACCUGGCCGAGAAGCUGAGCCGAGACGUGGUGCGACACCGCUACGGGAACGUGGUGAUCGCGAUGGAGGCUCUGGACCAGCUGCUGAUGGCCUGCCACUCCCAGAGCAUCAAGCCCUUCGUGGAGAGCUUCCUGCACAUGGUGGCCAAGCUGCUGGAGUCCAGAGAGCCCGACCUGCAGGUGCUGGGAACCAACUCGUUCGUGAAGUUUGCCAACAUUGAGGAGGACACGCCGUCCUACCAUCGCCGCUACGACUUCUUCGUGUCCCAGUUCAGCGCCAUGUGCCACUCCACCCAUGAAGAACCUGAAACCAGAACCAGGAUCCGUGUGGCGGGGAUCAAGGGCCUGCAGGGGGUGGUGAGGAAGACGGUGAACGACGAGCUGCAGGCCAUCAUCUGGGAGCCGCAGCACAUGGACAAGCUGAUCCCCUCCAUGCUGUUCAACAUGCAGGACAGCGACGACACCGACAGGGCGGCCCACCCCAGCACCCCGUCGGGAGGCGGCCAGGACGGCGAGGAGAACCCGGCGGCGCUGGCCGAGAGCUGCUUCCGGGAGCUGCUGGGCCGAGCGGCGUACGGAAACAUGAACAACGCCGUGCGGCCCGUCCUGGUGCACCUGGACCACCACCACCUGUGGGACCCCAAUGAGUUUGCCGUGUCCUGCUUCAGGAUAAUCAUGUACUCCAUUCAGGCGCAGCAUUCGCACCACGUCAUCCAGCAGGUCCUGAACCACCUGGACACGCACAAGAGGAACACCCCCCGGGUCCGGGCCGGCAUCGUGCAGGUGCUGCUGGAGACGGUGGCCAUCGCCGCCAAGGGCUCCGUCGGCCCCACGGUGCUGGAGGUGUUCAACACGCUGCUCAAGCACCUGAGGAUGAGCGUGGACUUCGAGCUGGGCGAGAGCUCCCGGAGGAACUCGGGCUCCAGCGUGUCGUCCGGCCGCGGCAGGGAGAGCGACGAGCGCAUCGUCCAGAACGCCAUCAUCCAGACCAUCGGAUUCUUCGGUGGAAACCUGCCAGACUACCAGCGGGCCGAGGUCAUGAUGUUCAUCAUGGGUAAAGUUCCGGUGUACGGGACGCCCUGCCACACCCUGGACACCGUCAAGAUCGGGCAUCAGGGCACCAAGCGGAUCCAGACCAUGCUGCUCAGCUCCCUCAUCAUGGUGACCUCGGGCUUCAAGUCCAAGUCCAUGGCGGCGGCGCUGCCGGCGCCCUUCCUGGACCCGCUCUUCUCCAUCUCCCUGAUGGAGGACAGCGAGCUGAGGCAGCUGGUGCUGGAGAUCCUGCACAACAUCAUCGAUCGCCACGACAACCGCGCCAAGCUGCGCGGCAUCAGAAUCAUUCCUAAUGUUGCUGCAUUGAAAAUCAAGAGAGAGAAGAUCUCCAAACAAGACGUGGCGUUCAUGAAGAAGCACGGCCAGCAGCUCUACCGCCACAUCUACCUGGGCUGUAAGGAGGAAGACAACGUCCACAAGAACUUCGAGCUGCUCUUCACCACGCUCGCCAUUCUGACCAUCGAGCUGGCCAACGAGGAGGUGGUCAUCGACCUCAUCCGGCUCGCCAUCGCUCUGCAGGACAUGGCUCUGGCCAACGAGGAGAACAUGCCCAUGUCCAUCCGCUGCGGCAAACGCCUGGUGGCCGCGUACCUCAACUUCCUGGGCCAGAUGAUCGCCAACCCGCCGUUCUGCCAGCACGUCAGCAAGGUCAUCGAGCUGAGGACGCUGGACGCGCCGUAUCUCCUGCCUGAGCACACCUUCAGAGACAAGUGUCCACUCCCCGAAUCUUUGGACAAAGACGACAAGCAGCUGUUUUUCCAGACGGCGGAAAUGGCGGAGUGUCUGGCGGGACCGGGGUACAACUCGGAGAGGCUGUCCAUUCCCUACGUCCCCCAGGUGACAGACGAAGACCGUCUGACCCGGAGGAAGAGCUUCGUGGACACCAUCUCCCUCCAGGUGGACAUCAUGUCCAGCAGCCUCCCGGACAAGGCCCAGCUGGCUGAGGAGAUCACCUUCGAGACUCUGAAGAAGGCCAUCGAUACGACCGUUUGGAGGAGCAGGAGAGAGAGAAGAGGCGCCAGGUGGGAAGUUCCAGAAAGCGCCGUUCGAGGAGAUCGCCGCCCACUGCGAGUCCAAGGCCACCAUGCUGCACGACCGCCUCGCACAAAUCUUCGAGCUCACGAUCCGGCCCCCCCCCAGCCCGUCCGGAGUGGUGUCCGUCUCGGCGGGACACGCCCAGCACCAGUCCGUCCCCGUCUACGAGAUGAAGUUCCCGGACCUGUGUCUACUGAACACAUCUGCAAUAAGUCCAAACGCCGAGGGAGAACCACGCCGUCGCAGCCUGUAUUCCCGUCUCUCUGUAUCCAUCCAGCGGGGGGCGCCGUCACCGAGGCAACCUGCAGCAAGAAACCCACCGUCCCAAAACCUUAAAGCAUCGUGAGCCUCUCCCCGAAAACUAAACCCAGCUUUUCAAACCAGAACAGGAUCUGACCUCGGUUGUUGGUUCUUAUCAGUCAGCUGACGCUUUGCACCUUGUACAGCUCUCCCUCCCUCUCUCUCUCUCUCUCUCUCUCUCUCGCUCUCCCUCUCUUAGGAAAUAGCUAAAGCAGCUUUAGGAAGAAGCGGUGAAGCCAGCUGCAGCUCACACUCCGCCUCUUUCCACUGUCUGCGGUCGUGUUUCUCAGUAGGCGUUAAUUCGUAGACGUGCACUAUCUCAGCUGUGGACUCUAAUAAACGUUCAGUGUUAGGCCUGCCGCUCAGCGCAAACCGUCCUCGCUGUUAAACCUGCGCUGUUUAGAGGUGAUUAAACUUCAGAACGGACUUCAGCACCGAGGAGGAGGAGGAGCAUAUGAACUAAACUUCUCUUUUUUAUCUUCAUCAUUAUUCAAACCUAAUUUUUUGGAGGCAGAAACGUUGCUGUUGCCACCUGUGAGCUGUGAACUUUAGAUUUGUGGGAAAAGGUCGCCGGAGGUCAGUGUGAAGGAGCUGCAGGUGGAGCGGAGAGGCAUGUGUCGGUUUACCAGCAGCUGUUUGGAACAGAGCUGAAGCAGGUCUUCCUCAGAGACGUUCAGAAGCAGACACUCAUCGUCCAGCUGAAGCUGAAACUGUCCCACCGGUUUGGGUGAAAGAGACAAAUGUCUCUGAUACUGAGGACUGGGGAUUUCUUAAAGGAAGCUCUAAGAACAGGUUCUUAAUUACCGGAUACAUAUGAAACACAAAGUUGGCAGGCUUCUCAGCGUGUUUUGUGGCCAAAGACAGAAGCUGCUCCUGCUCCUGGAUUCCAGCCCGUCUGGAUCUGUGACUGUGGGAGCUGCAUGUUCUCCCUCCCUGCUGGACGCUCGUCUCCAGCCUCUCUGAGGCAAAGCAGACACUCUUCCAGCAGCGUCCUCAAGGUCACAUUCUGCCUGCGAGAGUGCGAGCAGGAGGCUUUUGGACUGCGAUGCUGGUGUUGGCCCGGCUGCAGCUGUGAUCGGUAAUAACAGAUGGUUAUCAGAGUUUUCCUCUGAUCUGCGCCCAGGAUGGGAGGCAGAUCUGUGCAGUACCUGCUGCGUGCGUGCGUGCGUGCGUGCGUGCGUGCGUGCGUGCGUGCGUUCGUGCGUGUGUGGUAUGAGCAGAUGUUCGGAGCUCGCCGCUCUCUCUGCUUUAUUCCAGGAUGAAGGUCGGUACUUCCUCUCCACUCCACUGAUUGGUCUGAAUGUGAAGAAAAAAGUGGUUUUAGACGACGUUGUGUUGUCGGACACAUCUGAGGAGUCCAGACAUUCAGGAGUCGGAGACGGAGGACAGAGAGCUGGGAGGAGGAGGUGAUGCUGUCUGGAGGUUUCUGAUGGCUUAGUGGAGGAUGCUGUUGUUGAAAGUAGGCAGAGGGAUUGUCUUUGUCUUUGACCUUGAACUGGAAUUGGUGUUUUUUUACGCGAGCUGGGUUGUUUCCUGGCGGCGAGCCAGGCACCAUGUUAUCCAGACGGUUGUAUAAUCUCUACACCGUAAGAGGAAACCAGUGUGGUCUUAUUGUUUUCUAACCGUAGCAGCUCGUAGUCACGCCUUCAGUCUCCCUUCGGAAUCAAUCAUUUCAAAGCCCGAACCUCCACACAUCUGCAGACAUUGUAAUUUGACACCAGCCUCACCGGCUGAAAUAACCCCGAACACCAGCAGUGAGCGAGGAGUGAGGCAGCAGCAUGAUUGGAUCUCGGUCCCUGACGAUGGCCUGGGCUAGCAGCGGGCAUGUGGACUUGGGCUCAACAGCAGGCUGUGACUGGGCUCCACAGCAAGGGCCAUGUGUGACUGGGCUCGCAGCAGGGUCAUGUGACUGGGCUCAGAGCAGGGUACUGUGAUCUGGGCUCACAGCAGGGUCAUGUGACGGGCUCGCAGCAGGGUCAUGGACUGGGCUGCAUGCUGCUUUCCUCUCGUCUCUGUAGGUGUUUUGGAGCGACCCUGCUGGUUCUGGUCUUAGUGAACCCAUGAGGCUUCAUGGCGGGUUUGCUAGACGCGCACGUAGUCGUCCUUUGUCCUCGAUGUGAUAUAACCUCUGUGGCUAAAACAGUUAGUUUAUAAAGAGUCGGCUUCUUUGAGUUUUAAAUAAAAAGCAUGAGCAGAGUAGAAUAAGCCUAGUGAGGAUCUUUAUGCUUUUGCGCCGAUGUGCGUAUGGACACGGCGUCACGUCUCGGAUUUGAACUCUUGUGACGUACCGUCUUCGCUCUUAAGAACCAACUAACCACGUGAUGUUUUAAAUUUCAUUUUUUUGCCAUGAUGCACUGAGUAUACAUGCUGAAAAUAAAUCCAUCUAAACACGCCGGAGCGGACCGCAGACUGACGCUGGCUGAACCAGCACAGUGAAGACCAGCCGCUUCAGUCUGGAGGAGGGACUGUUCAGAUGUGGCGCAGUACAGGAUGAAUGUGUCAUUACAGCACUAUAUCAUAUAUUUUUGUACGUUUUCUGCCGUCACGUAUCACUGAAAUGUUUGCCUGGUAGAGAUUUUCAGAUACUGGGAGACGUUUGCUACAUGAAGAUCAAUGCUGAAUUUUUUAUAUCCCUUUUGUUGUCCUCUCCUCUCGACACUGAUAGAUGAUUCAGGGUUCACCGGGUUGGUGAGUUCAUCAGCGAAAUGUGUCUCCUGUUACAUUCUUCAAUCAAAGGGUCCCGAAUAGCAUUUCAAAACGGAGGUCCUGCGGGUAGAGGAUUCCUGUUUUUUCUCUGUAUUGUCAUUAGAAGAGAAAGGUACUAAAUAUGUUGUUAUUUAGUAUUUUUGUUUUGUUUGAGUUAUUUGAAGUGAUUUCGAACAUGGGCUCCAGAGUCAUGAAAAAACCUGGAAAGAUCAGUCUUUGAAUUAAUUGCCGCACUUCAAAACGAAUUUCUAUGCAUGUUCCUUUAAGGCAGUCUGCCGUCGUCGCAGUAUUAUCUCCCACACCCAAGACGAGAGGAGCCAAACCCAAGAAGCCCCUCUGAGCCUGUCCUGAGCCCAGCCUUUAGAUGAUCUCUCAGCCUGAAUGAAGAAGCCGGUGAGCGGUUGGAGCGGCGGAGCUCUGUGAUCAUGGUACGAGUAAACCUCCACCCGGCCCGGGCUAACGUCUGGUCCCGAUGGAUCUGAAGAAGUACUUUCAUUGCUUCAGCGUUCUCGUUGUGGAAGAGUUGCAUCUCGUCAGCGUUGCAGCUUCACGGCUGCUCUGCCUUAUUUCAUGAUGCUGGACACAAAAAGCGCUUCAUAAGUUUGAUUUUGUUUCUUUUUCAAGAUGAAUUUUGUCGUUUACCAGCUGAGAUCUGCAAAAUGUCUUCAAAAAAUAAUAAUAUAAUAAAUAUAAUAAAACCUGAGCGUAUUUUCUAAUGUGUGUGAUGCAGCGGUUGUAUUUCUGUGCCAGUUUUAGAGAUUUCAGGUGUCGCGUCUGUCUGCGUUUAGCCGUCAGUGACCAACCGCUAAAGCUCGGCUCUGUUCGGACGCGUCGGUAGCUUUAACCACUAGGUGGCGCCGAGGCUCGGCUACUGCUGCGGGUUCCAGGAGACGUUUCACCGUCUGCGAUCGCGGUUUGUGCACGUUUCACAUCGACAGGAGGAGAUGAACGGCUUCCGGCUGUCGAAUCAGCAAUUCAGUUUAAAAAAAAAUAAAAACUAAUUUAAAAAGCUGAAGAUUGUUUCUUCAAUCGAUCACAUUAAUCCCUCCACCGAUUAAUCUGCAGAUUGUCCUCAGUGGAAUUCGAGUUUCUCUCUGAACGGCAGCAAGCAGCGAGGCCUCGGCGCUUCAUUACAGGGACUCUGUUUAACAGGAAGUCGUUGGUGUUCGUGUUUCAGAGACUAAAUACAAGUAUUUCUAUCAGA
Molecule: messenger RNA, 6709 nt
Organism: Salarias fasciatus (jewelled blenny)
Lineage: Eukaryota; Metazoa; Chordata; Actinopteri; Blenniiformes; Blenniidae
Gene: efr3a
Product: EFR3 homolog A (S. cerevisiae)
Biological process (GO): protein localization to plasma membrane
Cellular component (GO): plasma membrane
Source: RefSeq, a predicted model, not a curated record